GCUGGUAUUUACUCUACUUGGGUUCCUGGGAGCUUGCGCACAACAAUGCAAGCCAAGUCGAUUAUCUCACUAUGGGUACGCACUGAAGGCUUUUGCGUAUUCUAAGUUCAAAGCAAAAGACCUCGAUGUGUGMAGUCUGAAAUGUGUUGAAGAUCAACAGUGUAAAAGUAUCAACUUCAACCUUGUAUCUAACGACUGUGAACACAACAUGGCGGUUAGAAAAGGUUUCUCAUCGUUCUUCGUCAAAGAGGGCAACUCCGUUUAUGCAGACGUAAGAGAUCCAAGAUACGGAACGAAAAAGGAACUAUCAGUCCACUCGUGUAAACGAAUCCGUGAACUCAAUCCCGAUGCACCAAGCGGAGUGUACUGGAUCAAACCAGGAAAUGACGUCACUCCAUUUCAAGUCUACUGUGAAAUGACCAUCGAUGGAGGAGGCUGGACCCUAGUCUACAGUUACCGAUUCACAAAUUUUGCUAACUUCAUUGCUGCAUCCAAUGCUGUCACCCCGUUUCCAACAUGGCCUAUAAGCCAAUGGGAUUCUUCAACUUGGACACCAAGGUCUAGCGUGGCUCCUCUGAAUGAAACAGCGUUAUCCGCGAUGGAUUUCCCACUGUGGAGGAAGAUUGGUGACGAGUUCAUGGUGAAAUCGAACAUCACGCAUUGGGUAGCAUGCUUGAAGGGCACGGGGGAUGUUCUCAACUGGAAAACUGGGUCCCUGAACUGCAGGCUUAUAAAGAACGUGGCUCAAGUCUGUCUCAAUUACGUUCCAACUCAUUUUGUUCUUAAGACACAAUGUGGUGUUGCUUUGUAUAGAAGCGGAGAUCAUUCUUUCUUCUUUGAAGGUAACUUAAGAGAGUGUUAUCCAGUCCACGACUCGUGCGGUAAGCGGUCAAUUCAUAAUCAUCUGAAAAAUAUCGCUCAUCCUGGAGGUGCUUUGUAUGUUCGCUGAGAGACAAUCAACUACUUUGGACACUUCAUUGCCGUAGCCAUGGGUACUCCGGUUUCAACUGCCCCAAUCUUUUUAGCACCGUU
Actinia tenebrosa (Australian red waratah sea anemone) is the source of this 1032-nucleotide messenger RNA. RefSeq lists its product as uncharacterized. The record is from RefSeq and is a predicted model, not a curated record. Gene Ontology annotation, molecular function: oligosaccharide binding. Lineage: Eukaryota; Metazoa; Cnidaria; Anthozoa; Actiniaria; Actiniidae.